Molecule: messenger RNA, 630 nt
Organism: Lindgomyces ingoldianus
Lineage: Eukaryota; Fungi; Ascomycota; Dothideomycetes; Pleosporales; Lindgomycetaceae
Product: HET-domain-containing protein
Exons: 1
Source: RefSeq, a predicted model, not a curated record
GAAAUCCGACUGAUGAAACUUCAUCCAUCUCAAAGCAAUGAGGUGAUAUCUUGCGACUUGAUCCACUUAUCAUUGGAAGAGGCUUCGAAACUUCAGUAUCAUGCUCUGUCCUAUUGUUGGGAUGACACCAACGUUCCCACGAUUCCCGGCACUUGUCAUCCAGCCAUUCUUUGCAACGAAUACCGCAAACCAGUCACACUCAGCCUCCUCCUAGCACUUGCAAGAAUGCGCCAGAGCGGUUGCCAGUAUGUUUGGGCCGAUCAAAUCUGCAUCAAUCAAUCCGACAAUGUCGAAAAGGAGCAUCAGAUUGCUCUCAUGCAUGGCAUCUACACGCUUGCUUCGGUAGUCUUUGUCUGGCUUGGAGAAGACACCAACACGAAAUCAGCCGCUCGAGGCAUUGCCAUGGCACGGAAAGUCGCAAAGUCGACAGAAGAAACACAAAUUUUAACCGCGCCAGAGAAGUUUCUGCAGAUGACCAGUGAAGUCUGCGCAGCCUAUGGGAUACCUGAUAUCAAGGAACUGCCGGAUUAUCUUGAAAUGAUGAACUUGGUUCGAAGGCCAUGGUUCCGUCGUUCGUGGGUCGUUCAAGAGAUUGCAUUGAGACCAACGCGGGCCGUGGUACAUUGCGGG